GAGUUUUUUUAAUGGGAAUUGUGGGAAGGGAAAGGUUUCAGCUGGCACCAAUGCUUAAGUUAAUAUGAAACUAACAGCAUUUUUUCUCAAUUAUCUUGCUGAGAUGUCAAUGACUAUUGUUUGGCGGUCCUGGACGUCGCUCCGCCCCUCCUGUUUGUCGUAAACCUGGCGCCUAGCUACAAUAAACCCGAGCUAAAGAGUGGCCAGGGCUCGCCUCCUCCUCGAAGGCGAUCAAUCGGAUCUCAGGCACACCACAAGCACUCUCUUACGUAGACGUUGCACGAGAACGGCGCUGAUUACAACAACAUCGGCUGAGCCGCACCACCAAACAUCCACCUGCUCUCUGAACCAUGUCGCUGAGCCCAAAGCAUACGACACCUUUCUCAGUGACAGACAUUUUGAGCCCAAUCGAAGAGACGUACAAGAAGUUUGGUGGCAUGGACAGCACGGGGAAUCUCGCGUCUCCGUUGGGAGCGUACCGGCAGCCUCAGGUGUCCCAGACGGGUAUGCAGCAGCACUCCAUGGGCCAUAACGCCACGGUGGCCAGCACCUACCACAUGCCACACUCCGUCUCCCAGUUUUCGCACGGCGCUAUGGGGGGCUACUGCAAUGGCAGCAUUGCCAACAUGGGAGAUUUACCCUCUUACCAAGAAACUAUAAGAAACAGUGCUGCAGCGACAGGGUGGUACGGCACCAACCCCGACCCGAGAUAUUCAACAAUUUCUAGAUUCAUGGGACCUUCCACAGGUAUGAACAUGACGGGCAUGGGCACGCUGAGCGGCAUGGCAGACGCCUCCAAAGCCAUGACCCCCCUGCACGCCGCCCCGAGGAGGAAACGGCGCGUGCUCUUCUCCCAGGCGCAGGUCUACGAGCUUGAGCGGAGAUUUAAGCAGCAGAAAUACCUGUCGGCGCCCGAAAGAGAGCACCUGGCCAGCAUGAUCCACCUGACCCCGACGCAGGUCAAGAUCUGGUUCCAGAACCACCGUUACAAGAUGAAGCGACAGGCCAAGGACAAGGCGGCACAGCAGCUGCAGCAGGACGGCGGCCUGUGCCAGCAGCAACAGUCGCCUCGACGGGUGGCCGUGCCUGUGUUGGUGAAGGACGGCAAGCCAUGUCAGAAUGGCUCCAACACACCGACGCCCACCCAACAGCAGAUGCAGCAACAGCAGCAGCAACAGCAGCAACAUCAGCAGCAGAACGGUUCUGGAGUCGUGCUUCCUGCCACGAGUAACCCUCUAAACCAGCACCAGAGUCAGCAGGUCAGCGCGAUGGUGCAGGCCCAAGACCUAGAGGAAAUGUCACCAAGUCCUCCAUCCCUCCAUUCUUCACUAAGCAACAUGGGACAGAUAGACACUUCCGUAGAUUACACCAAUAACAUGGUCACGUCAAAUCUGCUGUAUGGCAGGACGUGGUAGGACUGAUUAUCGUUUAUACAUCUUUUUUUUAUACAAACAUUUACUCUAAAUCUCUGAACUGCAGCUAAGGCCAAAAGCAGAAGAGAUGUGAGAAUGUGGAGCAAUUGAACGGAUAAAAAAACAUACUUUUGAGACGAGCCAUGUGUGCCACCUGUUCUUUUUCGAGGGCGCGAUGAUUAUUUUAAUUUUUUUCUACACGAAAUCCUUCUGCCUUUGAAGGACAAGCUGUUUCUAGCCUUAUUCUGUGCGUUUUGGACUCCCUCGUAUUGUUGUAGUAGAAGGUUAUCUGUUAUUGAACAAGGUCGCUGCUCCUCGUCCAUGGUUAAAGGCAGGGAACGGGAUGCUAGGAUAUCAGGUACGAACUUAAGAUCCACGGAAAAUCCUCAAGAGGCCCGAUCUCUCAACGACCCUCUCGCAAUGAACACCUGAACUUUCUUUUUUUAAUGAUAUGACUAUUGUAAGCUAAUGUAUCCAUUUAGAUUAAUGAAAGGUAGGGACUGUAUAUUUGGCUAACACUUGAUUCUGUUUUACCUGUAAUAUAAAUGUCUUAUUCUGUUGUUUAUUUUAUUUUGGGUUUUUUUGUAAGUUAAGACAAAAACACAUACACGAUGGCUGCUGUAUAUGUUUCAAACCAAUUGAACGUUAACAAUAAAUGAAUUGAAGUGCAA
Messenger RNA from Astyanax mexicanus (Mexican tetra), 2083 nucleotides. RefSeq names its product NK2 homeobox 4a (gene nkx2.4a). The record is from RefSeq and is a predicted model, not a curated record. Gene Ontology annotation, molecular function: RNA polymerase II cis-regulatory region sequence-specific DNA binding; DNA-binding transcription factor activity, RNA polymerase II-specific. Bases 351 to 1415 code for a protein of 354 amino acids. The transcript has 2 exons. Gene Ontology annotation, biological process: cell differentiation; regulation of transcription by RNA polymerase II. NCBI's taxonomy places the organism in Eukaryota, Metazoa, Chordata, Actinopteri, Characiformes, Acestrorhamphidae. Gene Ontology annotation, cellular component: nucleus.